Trichoderma atroviride IMI 206040 is the source of this 1663-nucleotide messenger RNA. RefSeq lists its product as uncharacterized. NCBI's taxonomy places the organism in Eukaryota, Fungi, Ascomycota, Sordariomycetes, Hypocreales, Hypocreaceae. The record is from RefSeq and is a predicted model, not a curated record.
CUUCUUGCUCUUCCAGCACACAGUUGGGCCAGCUUCAGCUCUUUGGACGUGGUGUUGUCGACCUUUCUCCCAUACCAAUUCCACUUGUGAAGCCCGGUCAUCAUGAACAAGGCAACGAGUGUUUAUGCUGCCUUUGCAGCUCUGCUGGCUGCUGUUGAUGCUCGCAACUUGCACCAGCCUAGAGCAACUGCUGCCUCUGGCUUCGACUUUGGUGGAUUCAGCCCAAAACCAACGAGCCCUCCCAGUUUCCCCUUCCACCAGGCUCUUCAGCGCCGAGCAGCUUCAUCAUCCACUCCUACCGUUGUCUACGUUGCCCCCGAUGCCACCUGUGGUUUUAUUUCCGGUCUUGCGGGUGCGGGAUACACUUGUGGUGUUGGCGCAACUUGUGUUUUCUUCACCGCGUCCCAAUCGUCCCAAGCCCCAGGACAUGUUGCCUGCUGCAACUCAAACGAAUGCAAUGCCAGAAACGUCUGUAUCGAUUACAAUGAGUAUUUCAGCCAGAGCAAAUGCGACAAUGGUUGUGCUGUUGAUACUUUCACUCUCAAAUGCACAAGCACAGACGCCCCUUACUGCAAUACGAUUUCCUUCCCAGGAGACAUCAUGGACGUCUUCUGUAAUAAUGUGAACAUCACCGGCAUCCAGGCCGCGUUGACGACAUACCGUGGCGAAUCCUCCAGGACGUUCCGCCCUCUCACGUUGACAGACAAUGAGGCUACUACUACCACUGAUGAUCCUACUUCGACUGGUCUCACCUCUUCUUCUAGCCCAUCAGCAUCUGGCACUGGUGGUGGUGGUAGCAGCGGCGACAACAACGGAAGCAGCGGUGACAACGACAAUGGUAGCAAAAACAGCGGUGGCUCCAAGAGCAACACUGGAGCUAUUGUUGGAGGAGUUGUCGGUGGUGUCGGUGGACUUGCUUUGAUCGGCCUUGCCGUCUUCUUCUUCCUCCGCCGUAGGAACUCAGCUGCCGCCGGACACGAGCCAGUGAGCCAGAACGCUCCUCCUCCUGUCAUUUAUCCGGCUCCCGGGAUGCAACAGAGCCCCCAGACCUACUAUAACCCCGAAUAUGCCGCGGCUACAGGACAACAGCCAUACCCCCCCAACCAGCAGUACGGCCAGCAAGGAUUCUAUCCCCCCCAGCCUUCGGUUUCUCCUGACCAGGCUACAUCGCCCAAUGGAUCGCACAUUGAUCCUCGAUACAGCAUUGCUCCGUCUAGCACCAGCCCGGCUCCAUCUGGUGGCUAUGUAGCUCCCGUGGCCGGAGGCUUCCAGCCCCAAGAAAACGUCAUUCACGAGGCCCCAGCGGCUGGUUCAGACAAUCAUCGCGGCCAAAUGCAUGAGCUUGCUUAGAUAGCAGGCAUCAUUAGGCAGCAUGGUUGAUGAAAGUAGCAUAUGAGACAAGAAGAAGCUGAAAAAAACUGAUGUGAACAUCAGCAAGCAGAACAUAUGAGCAAGCUGGCGUUUUUGGGAUUGGUUAUUUGCUUUUGCAUUAGUGCCGGAGUUGAUUUAGAAGCUAUUUUCGGUGCUUUUACUUUUCACCCUUCAGAUAUAUUAUACUUUGAUUGCAGGAAGGUAUUUGGUGGAUUUAAUGCUGUAUAAAGAGCUGGUUAUAUAUAAUUUACGGGCACUGAGGGAUGUGAUGCCUUGCUGUCAUUUCCGAUUA